AUGGCACUACUAAAAGUCAAAUUCAACCAGAAGAAAAGGGUAAAACUAGCUCAGGGACUAUGGCUCAUGAACUGGUUUUCAGUGUUUGCAGGAAUCAUUGUUUUUAGCAUGGGAUUGUUCCUCAAAAUUGAGCUCCGGAAGCGAAGUGAAGUGAUGGACAAUUCUGAAAGCCAUUUUGUGCCCAAUUCUUUGAUAUUGAUGGGUAUAUUAUCUUGCGCCUUCAAUGCUCUUGCUGGCAAAAUUUGCUAUGAUUCUCUAGAUCCAACUAAAUUUGCAAAGUGGAAGCCUUUGCUGAAACCUUACCUGGUGUUAUGUUUCUUUUUUAACUUCUUCAUUUUUUUCAUUGCUCUGAUUUGCUUUCUCAUGAGGGGCUCUCUGGAGACAACAUUAGCAUAUGGGCUAAAGAAUGGCAUGAAGUUCUACAGGGAUACUGAUACCCCAGGAAGAUGCUUCAUGAAGAAGACAAUUGACAUGCUCCAAAUUGAGUUCAGAUGCUGUGGAAACAACGGUUUCAGAGACUGGUUUGAGAUUCAGUGGAUCAGCAACAGAUACCUGGAUUUUGGCUCCAAAGAAGUGAAAGAUCGAAUUAAAAGCAAUGUGGAUGGAAGGUACUUGGUUGACGGAGUCCCCUUCAGUUGCUGCAACCCCAGUUCCCCAAGACCCUGCAUCCAGUACCAAGUCACUAACAACUCGGCUCACUACAGCUACGACUACCAAACCGAGGAGCUCAACCUGUGGAACCGCGGCUGCAGGGAGGCACUUCUGCUCUACUACAGCAGCAUGAUGAGCUCCAUGGGUGGUGUUGUCCUCUGUGUCUGGCUUUUUGAGGUGUCUGUGAUGGUUGGUUUGCGUCUUUUGCAAACCGCUCUGGAAAGCAUCGCAAAUCCUGAGGAUCCUGAAUGUGAAAGCGAGGGGUGGCUCCUGGAGCAGAGCCUGACAGACACUUUCAAAUCUGCAUUAGAAAGUUUGAAAAAGAUUGGUAAGUUCAAUCAGGUGGAUGCAGGUGCUGAAGGGGCUGAAGGCGAAGAAGGUGGAAAGACUCCAGCCAUCACAACAGUCAGUUGA
Molecule: messenger RNA, 1065 nt
Organism: Emys orbicularis (European pond turtle)
Lineage: Eukaryota; Metazoa; Chordata; Testudines; Emydidae
Gene: PRPH2
Product: peripherin 2
Exons: 3
Coding region: 1-1065 (354 amino acids)
Biological process (GO): visual perception
Cellular component (GO): plasma membrane
Source: RefSeq, a predicted model, not a curated record